AUGAGAAUGAGCUUGAUUUCUAAAAAUAAAAUUACAUUUGUUGACGGUUCCAUUAAGACACCUGAUAAAGAUGAUGCUACGUAUUCUGCUUGGGAAAGAUUUGAUGUCUGGGAAGAUCUAAAAGAUAAAUUCUCACAAAGUGAUAUCCAUAGAUUAUGUGAUUUACAAGAAGAGAUUUAUGGUUUUAAGCAAAACAACCUUUCGGUUAAUGAUUAUUAUACACAUUUAAAAAUGUUGUGGGAUGAGUUAUCCAGCUUUAGGCCUAUUCCGAAAUUUCUAAAGGGGCUUAAUGAGAACUUCUCAGUUGUCAAGUCACAGAUCAAGCUUAUGGAUCCAUUGCCUCCAAUCAACAAAGUCUUUUCAAUGGUCUUGCAGCAUGAAAGAGUGAACAAUGUGAAUACAAAGGUUAAUAUUUUCUACAGCAGAGGCACAAAUUAUGGCAAUAAGCUAUUUAAGAAACCUGGAUAUAGCUAUGGAGGUUCAAUUAAGAAACCUACGGAAAAUGCUAGCUAUGCUAAUCAUGUUGAGGCAGGGCAAUACACUAUAGAUAAAGUGAUGAGUAAUUCUGGUAAAGAAGUUGUAGCUGAAAAGCAUAAGGGUUCAGGUAGCAAUUCAGGAGGUCAAUUCCCAUUUACUCAGGAGCAAUAUCAAAGGAUUGUAGCUUUGAUUCAAACUAAUGCAAAUGCAGUGUCAUCACCUACAACUAUUGCUCAUGUUAACACACUUUCAACUAAGUUUGUACCCUCUAAACCAGAUCGGUUUCCUUAUAAGGGGUUGACUGUUACAAGUGAUUCUACUCAGUUGGAUCAUUCAUCUUCCAUCUCUACUUUUGUUCUUGAUGAUUUUGAUUAUAUGAAUGAUUUUUUAAAUGCAUCAAAUCAAACUCCUACCUCACAAACACCUGCACCUGCAUCACAUAUUGCUCAUACAUCACCAAUCCUACAUGAUCCAACUGCUGAACCACUCUUUACUAAUCAAGACCUUCCAGACUUGAGGAGAACAACUAGAACCUCCUAUUUGCUUACACAUCUUCGAGAUUACCAAUGCACAUUACCCCCAUCUCUCUGA
This is a messenger RNA of Ricinus communis (castor bean), 1068 nucleotides long. RefSeq lists its product as uncharacterized. Bases 1 to 1068 code for a protein of 355 amino acids. Lineage: Eukaryota; Viridiplantae; Streptophyta; Magnoliopsida; Malpighiales; Euphorbiaceae. The transcript is spliced from 6 exons. The record is from RefSeq and is a predicted model, not a curated record.